AGUUGACCAGGUCAUGUGGAUGUCAGCGCUAGAUGUUACUGCACAAUGAAAAAUUGCCUGCUUGAAGAGAUGAUUUUUCAAUUUAAGCAAGUAGCAGAAACAGAGAAGAAACAAUGAAUAAGCCAAGUCUGUUGUGCAGCCAACCAUCUUUAAUUACUUCUUGGAUGCUACUUCAGUUUCUCAAUGUUAACAAGAUUAUCUACAACAAAUGAUGCACACAAGGAAAGAAGAAGUGUUGAUGCAUGGUAUCAUCAUCCACUUGGGAGCAGUAGGCCGCGUACCUUCUCUACUCUGCACCGAACAAAAAUGAGAGCAGAGCAUGUAUGUAGCCACGUUAUUCAGUAAACAUUAUUUGAUAAUGCGUGAAUAUCUUUUACAUACAUCAUAAAGUGAAUAUUAUUUAAUAAUGUGUGAAUAUUUAUUUAAAAUAUAUGAUUUGUUUUUAAAAAGUACGUGAACAUUUAGAGAGAGAAAAUGUACACACUAUAUUUUCUUGAUUUAAUGAACAUUUUCUAGGAUACAAGAACACUUAUUUAAAAGUAACAUCAACAAAAAAUAUACAUUUUUAUUUUAACCAGGUUAUGUAACAGUUUAACAUCUUUUCAAAAUGCAUAUACAUUUAGACCAUUUUUAAAUAUAUAUAAAAGGGAAAACAAAAAAAUGAGGGAGAGAGAUUUGGAGUAGAGGGCAAGUCGUACAUUGUUACCGAAAAAGGCUUUCGCCCCGCUUUAUAUAUAAAGCCACAACCAACAUACAACGAGUGAUACAACACCACACGCACCCAAGGCAAGGUACAAAGAUGCUAAGAAGCAGCUAACACUCCCACAACAAAUCCAAGUAAACAAUAGAUAGACACUAAGCCUCACUAGGAAGUCGAGGGAGCACUCAACCGGGAACAAGCCACCGAGAAGAGACCAAGCUACCCGCUGUCGAUUUAUGAGCCCCAAGGUGAUGCCUUCAUGAAGGAUACGCCACUGGAGUGCCGCCACCACCCGAUCCAGAGGAUCACGAUUUUCAUCCGGGGCACCUUGGAGGACAUGGAGUAACCACGACGGAGCCUUCAAGAAGAUCACGACGUCCACGGACGACGCCUCCGUCGGCCUGGGAAUGCCAGGCAGGGUAUUCACCCAGGUAGACACACUCCGGCUCCGAACAGGUUGCGACCAGUCCUGGGGACAGACGCCGCAUCACAGCCACCAAUUGACAAGCACCAGCCGCCAUGCCGCCCACACGACCAUGGAGACUAGCCCGCACCUGAGCCGCGAGCUCCGCCCACGAGCACGCCGCUCCCGCCACCAAGGCCGCCGCCCUGCAUCCCGACACUCCAGACACCAACAAAGGGACAGACUUGGAACCGACCGGCAAAACCCUAGCAUAGCAGAGCCGCCGAUGACUGGACUGCCCCGAACAGUGAUCUGGAGCUCGGAAGCGCUAGGUAGGGGAAAUGGGGAGAAGAGGAGCGGAGCAUGUCCGGACCAGCGCCCCCUGCGCCGGUGACGGGUAGAGAGACCACCCAUCCCCCUGCAACCUCCCCACACGUCACCCCUGACGCCCCACCACGGCCUCCCGCAGCCCCACGCGGGGCAACAUCAGCCAUCCGUCCACCAUCGAGGGCCGCCGGCCCGUCCGCACCCAGCCGCCAAAGAGGGCCUCCAGAGCGCCCAUCCACCGAGGGACCACCGCACCACCGGCAGCCGCCGCUGUAGCAGCUCGCCACGCGCUGCCGCGGUCCACUCCCAACGCCACGACCACGCCGGGUCGAAGCCAGCCCCCGCGCCGCCUGUCGAGGGAGAGCCACCAGAUCCAGCCGAUUUGGGCCGCCGCCGCCAGGCUCGCGCCACCGCCACCACCAGGGGCACAUCCCGCCGGGCACACCACGUAGCCCACCACGCCGGGACAGCAGCCAACAGUGCCGCCGCGCCCCAUGAAGCGCUGCGCCCCCAAACGACGAGGCCGCCCCGCGUCACCCACCACCGCUCGAGGGGGAGAAGAGGCCCCGCCGCCGCCGCUGCUGGCCGGGCUUUGCCCGCCAGCGGGCGCGGCGGCGGCAAGGGGAGUGGAGGAGGGGAGGGGACUAGGAGCGGCGGCGGCUAGGGUUUCCCCCCGUCGCUCGCGGGAGCGACGCGGGGGGAGGGGAUCACGGAUCAAACUUGCCGGCCUCGUCGUACAUUGUUUAAACCAAUCCUAUAUCUAACUCCUAUAUUGAAUGCAUGCCCCCAUCCAGUUGCUCCAAAAGUCCGAACUGAUGUAGAGAGACGGGCAAUAUAUUUCAACACUCAACAUGCAAGCAUAUAUAUGCCACAUCAUCGUACAAUAUGCAUGAGAAAAGGCCCAUCCCACUACCAUAUGUCUCUCAACAUGCAAGCAUGCCACUUCAUCAUAAAACAUGCAUGAAAAAAAAACCAUCUCAACAUGCAAACAUGCAUGAGAAUUUUUAUUUUAUUAUUCUAUUUAUAUUUAAUAAAAAAGUUUACAACUAUAUAAUGAUCAAACAUAAUAAAUUAUAUGUCUUUUCAGUUUUAGCCUUCUAUAUUAUUACUUCAAAUAUUCAUGUUUCAUACAACGAAUUAUAUUAAAAUAUGUUGCAAGAUAUUCCUGCAACAACGAGCCAGUAUGUGCCAUUUGUGUUAUGUAAAAGAAAGGACAAAUGAGUUGGUACGUAUCUUGGUUUGGUCGUCGCCGGCCAGAUGAGACAUCACAUAGUAGCACUUGUACACCUAACCAAAUACAGUACAAUACUACUUACAAAGCUAGUAGCAAGUUGUCUGCCUUGAUCAAAUCUCCCACACCAGUUUGUUGAGCUAGCUAACACAAAUCUACUAUUGUCUCACUUGUUCCGCCUAUAUAUACUCUUUGUUCAAGGAGCUGUCUUCUCUUGCCCACCUGCCCUACACAAAUCGCUAGCUGCUUGAGCCUUUCUGCUGCUUCCACCAAUACACUACUCCGGCAAGGCAAGGCAAGGCGAGGCGAGGCGGCUGGCGGAGUGUCUGCAGAUAGAGAGAUGGAGGUGGUUCUCGGCUCGGCGGCCUCGCUCCUCGGCAAGGUGUUGAGGACGCUGUCCGACAGCCUGGUGGCGGUUUACGUGGACAGCCUACAGCUCGGCCACAACUCGGAGCAGAUCAAGGACAAGCUGCUGCACGCGCAAGUCCUCCUGCACAACGCCCAGGGGCAGGGGGGCCACAACCCUGGCCUGCAGGGGUUGCUGGAGAAGCUGAGCAGGGACGCCGACCAGGCAGAGGACCUGCUCGAUGAGCUCCACUACUUCCAGAUCCAUGACAGGCUACACGGCACCACCCAAGAGGCCGGCCCGGAUCUGGAUGGUGUUGUUCUCCAUGCCGGUAGUGCUGUUCGCCACGCCAUAGGCAGCUUCGCCCAGUUCUUUUCUUCCUCGCGUACACCCAAGAGGGAUGGUAGUGAUGAUGAUGAUGAUGUUGUCGGCCGCGUCACCAAAAAGUCCAAAACCAACUCUGCUAGUGCUAGUCCUGAUGGUGAUGAUAUGCUGCAUUUCGACAGAGUGUCCAUGUCCAGCAAAAUCAAGUCCCUGUUACAGGGCAUGCAGUCCCACUGUGAUUCGGUCUCCAAUUUGCUCGGCAUCGGCAGUAUCACAAGCAACAGCAUGGCAUUGUCAGUCGUCCUACAUCGGCCUCAGACUGCUUCCAUUAUUAUACAAGACACAUUGUAUGGCAGGAGAGACGUUUUUGAGGAAACUGUCAAUCGUAUCACCACUCUUACCGGUACCAUACAGACUGAGACUGUUUCUGUUCUUCCUAUAGUUGGUCCAGGGGGUAUUGGCAAGACAACUUUCGCCCAACAUCUUUAUAAUGAUGGCAGGACUAAAAAGCACUUUGAUGUUCCAGUCUGGGUAUGUGUAUCGACUGAUUUCGAUGUGCUCAAGCUCACCAGGGAGAUCCUUGCUUGCAUAACUGCAACUGAAGAAGGAGGAAGCAGUAGUGUUGCAAAUGAAACAACCAAUUUAGACCAGCUUCAGAAAUCCAUAGCACAACGUCUCAAGUCCAAAAGGAGGUUCCUAAUUGUCUUGGAUGAUAUAUGGAAAUGUGGCAGUGACGAUCAAUGGAAAACCCUGUUAGCUCCGUUCACAAAGGGGGAAGCCAAAGGAAGCAUGGUACUUGUCACAACUCGAUUCCCAAAGGUAGCAGACAUGGUGAAAACAGUUGAUCCACUAGAGCUGCGAGGUUUAGAGUCUAAUGACUUCUUCACAUUCUUUGAAGCAUGUAUAUUUGGUGAAGACAACAAGCCUGAGCAUUACGAAUAUGAGUUUGCUGGUAUUGCACGAAAAAUUGCAAACAAGCUAAAGGGUUCCCCGCUCGCAGCCAAAACAGUUGGUAGACUAUUGCAGAAGGACCUUUCUCAGGAACAUUGGCAUGCAGUUCUUGAAAAGCAUCAGUGGCUAAAGCAGCAAGAAAAUGAUGAUAUCAUGCAAUCUUUAAAGAUUAGCUACGAUUACCUCCCAUUUGAUCUGAAGAAAUGUUUUUCCUAUUGUGGCCUUUUCCCUGAAGAUCAUAGGUUUACUUCUUCAGAAAUCAAUCAUUUCUGGGUUGCAACAGGCAUCAUAGACUCUAAUCACCAAGCCGAUAGGGAUUACUUGGAAGAGCUAGUGGACAAUGGUUUUCUCAUGAAGAAAGUCAGUUAUCACCGUGUACAAGUGGAAAAUGGUUGUCUCAUGAAGAAGUUAAACUACUAUGUAAUGCAUGAUUUAAUGCAUGAGCUAUCUAAGAGUGUUUCUGCACAAGAAUGCCACAAUAUAAGUGGAUUAGAUUUCAGAGCUGAUGCCAUCCCACAAUCUGUUCGGCACCUAUCUAUCAACAUAGAAGACACAUAUGAUGCAAAUUUUGACCAAGAAAUGUGUAAGCUAAGGGAGAGGAUAGACAUUGCUAAUCUGCGGACUUUGAUGAUUUUUAGAGAAUAUGAAGAAGAAAGAAUCGCCAAGCUUUUGAAAGAUAGCUUCAAGGAAAUAAAUAGCUUGCGUGUCCUAUUUAUAGUGGUGAAGUCUGCACACUCUUUUCCAUAUAGGUUUUCAAAACUGAUCCACCUACAGUACCUCAAAAUUAGUUCAGCUUACAGAGACCGGGAAAUGAGUUUACCUGGUACACUAUCAAGAUUUUAUCACUUGAAAUUCUUGGACCUAGAUGGUUGGCAUGGUCGUUCUGAUUUGCCUGAAGACUUUAGCCACCUUGUGAAUUUAUAUAAUUUCUGUGGUGCAAGUAAACUCCACUCCAAUAUUUGCAAUGUCGGUAAGAUGAAGCAUCUGCGGGAGCUAAAAGAAUUCCAUGUCAGGAAAGGGAGCAUGGGAUUUAGACUGACAGAACUUGGGCCAUUGCAAGAGCUUGAAGGAGGACUGAUUAUACGUGGCCUCGAACACGUGACAAACAAGGAGGAAGCCGCUGCAGCCAAACUGAUGUCGAAAAGGAAUCUGAAGGAGUUGGAAUUACUCUGGGGCAGAGAUGGACCAACUACAGAUGCUGAUAUUAUUGAUGCUCUUCAACCACACUCUAAUCUUAGAGUACUUACAAUUGCAAAUCAUGGUGGUACCGUCGGUCCUAGCUGGUUGUGUCUUGACAUCUGGUUAACUAGUUUAGAGAGACUCACUAUAGAAGGCGUAUGUUGGAGCACCCUCCCACCUUUUGCAAAGCUACCAAAUCUCAAGGUACUCAAUUUGAAGAAAAUUUCUGGAAUGCAUCAGUUUAGGCUGCAAUGUGGUGGCGCUCCAGGGAAAUGUUCUAUGCGCUUGAAGACAAUUGAGUUUCGUGAGAUGCCAGAACUUGCUGAAUGGGUUGUGGAACCUAAUUGCCAUUCCUUUCCAAGUCUUGAAAAAAUCAAAUGCAUCCGUUGUCCCAAUCUCCGUGUGUUGCCCUUGUCCGAGGUAUCUUGCACCAAUUUGCGCAGACUUGAAGUUUCUAUGUGCCCCAAGAUGUCUCUGCCCUCCAUGCCUCACACCUCCACACUGACAGAUUUGGAGGUUAAAACUGUCAGCGUGACUGGUGAUCCAGACACGUUGUUGCGUUAUGAUGGAAAGAACUUGGUUGUGAGUGGGUACGGCGGUGCUUUGGCCUACCACAAUCUGGAUAAAGUAGAAGAUAUGGAUAUUGAAAAUGUAUCGCACAUAUCAUUGGCAGACAUUGAAAAGUUUAAAUCCCUAACAGAUCUAACUGUUGGAAGAUGCGACGGUUUGUUCCCUCAAGAGCUGGAUGGCAGUAUUGUCUUGGGUUCAGUAAAGAGUCUGAGAUUAGUUGUAUCUCAUCUUACCAGCAGCAAAUCAUCAUCGUCAAAAGUGUUAAACUGUUUCCCAGCUCUUUCUGUGUUGUACAUAUAUGGAGAUGAAGAAUGUGUAAUGCAGUUCCCAUCAUCCAGCUCACUGCAGAAACUUACCUUCUCAAGGUGUAAGGGCCUGGUUCUUGAGCAUGUGGAGAAUGGAGGAGGAAUUCAGGAGCUCCAAUCAUUAUCAAUAUUCAUGUGUGGCAAAUUGUUCUGUCGGUGGCCCAUGGGAAUGGGAGAAUCAGAGACCAUUUGCCCUUUCCCUGCUUCCCUGAGGGAACUUGAUAUUGCCGACGAGCCAAGCAUCAAGUCAAUGGCUCUGCUCUCAAACCUCACGUCUCUCACCACUCUAAGGCUAAAAGAGUGCCGUAAUUUAACAGUGGACGGAUUCAAUCCUCUCAUCGCAGUCAAUCUCAUAGAACUGCAAGUGCAUAGCUGCAGCACCUUAGCAGCAGACAUGCUCUUAGAGGUGACCAAAUUAUUGCCUGCGGGUUACAUCUCUAGAUUGGAGAAACUCAAUGUGAAUAACAUCUGUGGCUUGCUUGUUUCUCCUAUUUGCAACCUCCUCGCCCCGACCCUCCACACUCUUGAAUUGGAGAGGAUGGAAAGCUUGACGGAAGAGCAAGAGAAAGCGCUGCAGCUCCUCACCUCCCUCCAGAAUCUAAAAUUUUCCUAUUGUGAGCGUAUGCAGUCCCUCCCUCAAGGGUUACAUCGCCUUUCUUCUCUCGAGGAGUUACGUGUCGUUUCGUGUCCAGAAAUCCGAUGGAUGCCCAGGGAGGGCCUCCCGGUUUCGCUGAGAAAACUAGAGAUGAUUUGGCGCAGCGCUGAGAUAGACGAGCAAAUUGAGAAAAUCAAAAGAACAAACCCAGAUUUAUCCGUCUCUUGAAGGAUAAUAACUACACCAAAUUAAGGUAACACUUGUCGCCUCCCUAUUUUUAUUUUUUCUAUUUCUGAAGCAAGGUUUAUUCCCCAAAUCUGUGCCUCAUCUUAACCACUGUUGUCAAAUCUUACAGACUAGCAAACUCAUCGUUGCAAUCAAUCUUAUGUGCACACAAGUUGUCAAACCUGCAUUAAUCAACAGGUGCGAGAUACAACCAACUGACUCUUCAUUCUGCAUGCAACACUAGCUGUUGACUCUUCAUUCUGCUACAUCAGAACCAAUUUCUGAUCCUUAAUUUAUGACUGCAUUCAUAGUGCAUUUUCUUCGCCAGGCUUCUGUUCCCAAAUAAAGAAGGGCGUGGGGCUCACUUGGUUCUGAUCACGAAGAGGACUUGAGUCGUAGCUGCAAGAAGUGAUCGAGGCUGGAAUCAUGGAAUUGAAUUAUCAGGCUUGUGCUCAUUUUUGGCAUGAAGCAGCAGGACUGAACAGUCCAAUUUAACUGUUGGCGAAGAGCAGGAUUAUCUUGUCUUGGUGGUGCAUUUAUUUCCUUUACAGAAUGGUAUGGAUUCCUACUAUUACCGUGAAGUGAAACUAAAUUGAGGUCCACUAUACAAGAGAAGGGAGAAUGCUUUCCAAUUUGUUUGAUUCUUGAAAAAUCCAUAUUUAGCCUGAUACUGAAUUAUACCUGUUAGGACCGGAGCAAUGAGGACCAUUAUUUGGUCAACCACCAAGUUUAGUUUAUGCUGGGGCAGAGUAGUGAAUUUCACAGCUGAGUCAGAGCAAACAAACAAACAAACAAAACAGAUGGAGCAACAAUUGUCUUGAUAUACUGAAAGGUCAGUACUUACUUGACAUUUUGUUCUCAUUUUUGGGUUUUCCCAAGUAAUGUUAUGCUCAAAAGUGCCGUGCACUGAAAGAUUGUACUACGUAAUAUCUGAAUUACUCGAAUCUGUCUGUCGCCAGAAUGUUGCUGCUGCUUUGUAAUUAAGGGCCACAUUCCAGCUGAUAUAAUUGUGUUGCGUGUUUGCAGAAUAUCAAUGUAAGUGAUGGCUCGCAAUGGGA
Triticum urartu is the source of this 8214-nucleotide messenger RNA. The record is from RefSeq and is a predicted model, not a curated record. NCBI's taxonomy places the organism in Eukaryota, Viridiplantae, Streptophyta, Magnoliopsida, Poales, Poaceae.